GGUACAGGGGGUCUUCCUGGCGAGGAAAAGAGGUGUCUGUGACGGGCUGUCCGGUAAGGUGAAAAAUUCUGAUUGAAAGCCCGAGCUGUGCUGACGGCGUGGCGGGUGCUCGUAGGGCGAAGGAGGUGCUGCUUUUGUCAGUUUUGGUUUCGAAGGUGACACUCGUACGCGCUUCCACCUGAGACGCGGCCGGCAGCGCCCGCCGGGGCACAGCAUCAGAACGUGGGUUCGGUACCGGCAGCCUCGGGUGUCCUCGUCUUGGGUGGAGCCCAAGAGUGUCGCAGACAGUAUUUAAAAAAACUGCUCUAAAAGGUAGGACGUAGUGAGGUUUUAAAAGGUAAUUUAGCAUUAAGCGAUGAAACUGAAAAGUUCUCAUCACGAGGAGGAAUGUUACUAGACUGAUUGGUCUAUGACAUUUGACCUAAAUCCCAAGAAUAUCCAGCUUCUCAUCAUCACAAUUAUUUUUUUGCCUAUUGAUGCUUUGUGCUUUGACGGUAACUUUGGUAAAAAAGUGCUGUUGACGUUUUGUGUGAACAUAAAGUGGAGUAUUAUUUCUGUGACACGUGCUAUGUGUUGUUGGGCCAUUAUCAUAAUGCAGCAUGUUACUGUGUAAUUUCAUUCAAAUAAGUGAAUGUGAGUGCCUGUAAGCAUUUGGGGAAUAAGACUUAAGAGACAGGGGAUCAUCUGUUGUUUCAACUUCCUGUUUUAAAAACACUCAAAAUCUUUGCUUAAGAGUAACACUUUAAAGGAAAUACAGAUUGUAAUUAUUUUUAAAAGUAGUUUUAAAGUGCUGAUCAUAUUUGACGUUUUGUGCUUCAGAAGUUCUCUUUUCACUUACUCUGUUCAGAGAGAAAAGUGGAUGAAUUCUUUGCCUUGACACCUCGUGUCUUACAUUCUGAGGUGCUACACCACCACUGUCAAGCUCACAGAACAGAGCUGAAAAUAUAGCACUUUGAUUUUAUUGACAUCUGGAGUCUCUGUGCUAUGUACUGUGUAAUAUCAACUUUUGCAAUAGUGUUUCAGUCAAAGCAGUUCUAUUCUUUCUGAAAAGAAUGUAGCUGCCCCUUCUAGGAAAGCAUUAACAGAGACGUCAUUCUACGAUAUCCUGUCUGCAGUGUUUUGUAAUCUACAGAAAUGACUACAGUUUAACUGAGAAAAUGAAAGAUGAUAAAGCAGCCUGUAACCAUCCAGAAGCAGAUGCUCUGUUCUGCAAACUCUAUCUGGCUCAAGAAUUUAGCUAACAGUUAUGCUGAAAUAUUAUUGUCAGGAUCUGCCGCAGUUUGCGGAGAUUUCAAGGAAUCUCAGUGCUGAAAUCUGUGCAAAUAACUUAAUCUGAAAUACUUCUUUCCACCCUUUGUAAGGAGAGAAAUAUCAGUCAGUGGUAGUCAUCGAAAAAUGGAGUCAUUUUCUCAUGCAAGAAAUGAAUAUGCUGGCUAGAGGUCUUAAAAUGGCAGGAGAAGAUUCCUAUAUUAUGGGAGUAUCUGAUCCCCAAAUGUUUGCAAUGGAUCAGUUCAUGGGAAUGAAUGCAUUAUUUAAUAGCACAAAUUACAUCACUUCAGACUUGCCGAUACGAACAGCAGAUGGACCAUAUCUUCAAAUCAUAGAACAGCCAAAACAGAGGGGGUUUCGUUUCCGAUACGUGUGUGAAGGACCUUCACACGGCGGAUUACCUGGUGCUUCUAGUGAAAAGAACAAAAAAUCUUACCCUCAGGUCAAAAUCUGCAAUUAUGUUGGACCUGCAAAAGUAAUUGUCCAGUUAGUAACUAAUGGGAAAUACGUCCACUUACAUGCUCACAGCUUGGUGGGUAAAUUUUGUGAAGAUGGCGUGUGCACAGUUAAUGCAGGACCUAAAGAUAUGGUUGUAGGGUUUGCAAAUCUUGGAAUACUUCAUGUCACGAAGAAGAAAGUGUUUGAAACCCUGGAAACACGCAUGAUAGAUGCUUGCAAGAAGGGAUACAACCCGGGACUCCUGGUGCAUCCUGAACUCGGCUACCUGCAGGCAGAAGGAUGUGGAGACAGACAGCUAACUGAGCGAGAGAGAGAAAUUAUCCGCCAGGCAGCGAUACAGCAGACUAAAGAAAUGGAUCUCAGUGUCGUGCGUCUCAUGUUUACAGCCUUUCUUCCCGACAGUAAUGGCAGUUUCACACGGAAACUUGAUCCUGUUAUAUCAGAUGCGAUAUAUGACAGCAAAGCUCCCAAUGCCUCCAACUUAAAAAUCGUAAGAAUGGACAGAACAGCAGGGUGUGUGACAGGAGGGGAGGAGAUUUACCUUCUCUGUGACAAGGUUCAGAAAGACGAUAUUCAAAUACGUUUCUAUGAAGAGGAUGAGAAUGGUGGUAUGUGGGAAGGCUUUGGAGAUUUUUCUCCUACAGAUGUACAUAGACAGUUUGCUAUUGUGUUCAAAACCCCCAAGUAUCGCGAUGUCAAUAUCACAAAGCCGGCGUCUGUGUUUGUGCAGCUGCGUAGGAAAUCGGAUCUGGAAACAAGCGAACCAAAGCCUUUCCUCUACUACCCGGAAAUUAAAGAUAAAGAAGAAGUGCAAAGGAAACGACAGAAGCUCAUGCCUAACUUCUCUGAUGGCUAUGGUGGAGGCAGUGGCACCGGAGGUGGUGGCAUGUAUGGAGGGGGAGGUGGCGGUGCUGGCUCUGGGUUCAGUUAUCCUUCAUAUGGAUACUCUGCUUUUGGAGGGAUGCAUUUCCACCCCGGCACAACAAAGUCCAAUGCUGGAAUGAAACAUGAAGGACUAUCAAAUAGCCCAGCUGAACAAAGCAGGAAGAGCUCUGAUAAACAAAGUGAUAAACUGGACCCGAAACAUGAUGUGAAGGUGGAGAGGACUGCGUGCAGAAUGUCUGCUGAUAAUGAGGAAAAAGAGGGUGCUGCUUCUUCCUGUAAAACUGAAGUAAACGAAGCAGAGUUCAGGUGGCAGGAUUCUGUGUUCCUGGAGAAGGCCAUGCAGCUCGCCAAGCGUCACUGCAACGCUCUCUUUGAUUAUGCCGUGACCGGAGAUGUGAAGAUGCUGUUGUCUGCUCAGCGCCAUCUCACUGCUGUCCAGGAUGAUAAUGGAGACAAUGUCCUUCAUUUAGCAAUUAUCCACUUUCAUACUGAGCUGGUGAGAAACCUCUUGGAAGUGAUGCCGGACUUGAAUUACAAUGACAUCAUUAACAUGAGAAAUGACCUUUAUCAGACCCCCUUGCACCUGGCAGUAAUCACAAAGCAGGCAGAGGUGGUAGAAGACUUGCUGAGGGCUGGAGCAGAUGUCAGCCUCCUGGAUCGCCACGGUAACUCUGUCUUACAUUUAGCUGCUACCCAAGGAGACGACAAGAUCUUGAGUCUGCUCCUCAAGCAUGAGAAGGUAUCUCCGAUGGUCAACCUUUCCAAUGCUGAAGGUCUCAGUGCAAUUCACAUGGUGGUGAUGGCAAACAGUAUGUCCUGCCUCAAACAACUGAUUGCUGCUGGAGUUAAUGUCAAUUCUCAGGAACAAAAGUCUGGACGGACUGCAUUGCAUUUGGCUGUUGAACAAGAGAACAUCCCUUUGGCAGGCUGCCUUUUGCUUGAGGGUGAUGCAGAUGUGGACAGCACUACAUAUGACGGGACAACUCCACUUCACAUAGCAGCUGGAAGGGGCUCUGCAAAAUUGACAGCAGUUCUCAAAGCGGCAGGUGCAAAUCCUCACAUUGAGAACUUUGAGCCAUUGUUUGAUCUAGAUGAUGUGAAAGAUGCUGAAGAUGAUGAUGAAGGGAUUGUGCCUGGAACAACACCGCUGGAUAUGGCAGCCAACUGUGAGGUGUAUGACAUACUAAAUGGCAAACCCUACGAGUCAACAGAGGUUUCGGAGGACCUGCUGACACGAGGAAACUUGAGAGAGCUGAAUGAAAGUUCCAAGAUGCAGCUUUACAAACUAUUGGAAUCACCUGAUCCAACCAAAAACUGGUCCACUCUAGCAGAAAAACUGGGUCUUGGCAUACUUAAUAAUGCCUUCAGGUUGAGCCCUUCUCCAUCGAAAACUCUGCUAGAUAACUAUGAGGUUUCUGGUGGUACAGUUCAGGAGUUGAUCGCUGCUUUGAGACAGAUGAAUCACACAGAAGCCAUUGAAGUAAUUCAGGAAGCACUAUCCACCUCACACAGCCCAUCUCACCUGGAGAAGAGUACAGCAAAGGCUCUUCCAUCGUCAUCACCACUAACCUUUGCAAACGGAGAGACAGGUGAGCUUUAUAACAGCAAAUUUCAAGACAACGAAAGCACGUGUGACAGCGGCGUGGAGACCUCGUUCCGCAAACUGAGUUUUACUUAUUCAGACUCUCUGAACAGCAAGUCAUCACUAACACUGAGCAAAAUGGCCCUGGGCUACCGACAUGAAGGUUCAGUGCAAAGCAAUUAUAUAGCCGAAUAGUAAUGUUCAGUUAGCAAUAUGCAGUUACAGGAACAAAUGCAACAUUUAAAAUUAUAUCAGUGUCGUCCUGGUCAGAGGGAAGUGAAUUCACAACCCAAAGUGCACUGGAAGAAUCCCACCCGAACCAGGACCAAGGGCAACUUCAGCGUGCAACUCCUAGACACUGCUUCCUUCCUCAAGUACAUUUGAUUUUAUUAAUUUACAAGCCAUAUACAAUAACCAGGGCUCUACUGCCACAUUAAUACACAGGACUGGACGCUGUGAAAGACUGACUGAGCUUUUCUGGUUUGUGAGGAUUUUCUUUUACAGAUGAAAGUCACUCCUUGUUAAAGCAUAAUAUGAACUCAAAAAAGAGGUAAGGCACACAGAGCAAUCAAAGGAUACAGUUUCUAGCUGCUCUCUUCAUAAUUUUUGCAGGAGAAUUGCACAAAAAAAGCUCCUAAUAUAGCUGGCAAAGAAAAAUCAUUAAUCAUAACAGUGACAAUUCAGAGAAAAAAGAAAAUCCUAAAAAAAAAAAAAAUCUUGUAUAUUUCAAAUAAUGUAUUUAAAUUUCACUUGGAUGCCUCUUAUUCAAAAUUUUUUUCAAGUUUGGCAUUUUCCUACUUGUAAAUAGGUUUUUUAUAUCUGUUCCUGUUUGAAAAAGUGGGCUUUUUAAAUGCUUAUUUUUAUUUUACUUUUAUAAUAAAACUCCAAAAUUAAUUCUCUUGUC
Molecule: messenger RNA, 5099 nt
Organism: Myiozetetes cayanensis
Lineage: Eukaryota; Metazoa; Chordata; Aves; Passeriformes; Tyrannidae
Gene: NFKB1
Product: nuclear factor kappa B subunit 1
Exons: 24
Coding region: 1412-4390 (992 amino acids)
Biological process (GO): innate immune response; regulation of transcription by RNA polymerase II; canonical NF-kappaB signal transduction
Cellular component (GO): cytoplasm
Molecular function (GO): RNA polymerase II cis-regulatory region sequence-specific DNA binding; DNA-binding transcription factor activity, RNA polymerase II-specific; protein binding
Source: RefSeq, a predicted model, not a curated record